This is a messenger RNA of Linum tenue, 1907 nucleotides long. NCBI's taxonomy places the organism in Eukaryota, Viridiplantae, Streptophyta, Magnoliopsida, Malpighiales, Linaceae. The record is from the annotation of a GenBank genome assembly.
CCUAGUUAUCUCAAGUUCGUAGCAAAUGCCACUGCCUUCCCAUCAGAAGAAAACUAUGACUACGUUAUCGUUGGGGGAGGUACUGCUGGUUGUCCUUUGGCGGCUACGUUAUCGCAAUCCUACAAGGUUCUUCUCCUCGAACGCGGCGGAGUUCCCUACGGCAGACCAAGUUUGAUGACGCAGGAAGGCUUCUUGACCACACUCACAAACGUUGACGCGUUUGACUCUGCUUCCCAAUCCUUCAUCUCGGAAGAAGGUGUCCCUAACGCAAGAGGGCGAGUUCUUGGGGGAAGCAGCACGAUAAACGCCGGCUUCUACAGCAGAGCAGACCCAGAUUUCUACAAGUAUUCCGGAGCCAAUUGGGACCUAAGAGUGGUGAAUGAGUCCUACGAAUGGGUUGAGAGGGCUAUAGUCUUUAGACCGGAGCUUAGAAACUGGCAAUCAGCAGUUAGAGAUGGGCUGUUGGAGGCUGGGGUCGAUCCUUACAAUGGUUUCAGUUUGGAUCAUGAGGUGGGGACUAAGAUUGGAGGCUCUACCUUCGAUGGCAGAGGGAGGAGGCAUAGCGCUGCUGACCUUCUCAACUAUGCCAAUGCCAGCAACAUAAAUGUGGCCGUUUAUGCAAGCGUGGAGAGGGUGCUGCUAGCAUACAGCGGCCCGCGUGGAAGCUCGAGGUCUGCAAUUUCAGCCAUCGGUGUGGUGUAUCGAGAUCGGGUGGGGCAGUAUCAUCACGCCAUGGUGCGUGAGAAUGGGGAAGUGAUUCUCUCAGCUGGUGCCAUUGGGACUCCUCAGCUGCUGUUGUUGAGUGGGAUUGGCCCAAGGCCUUACCUUUCUUACUGGGGGAUUCCUGUGGCCUACCAUCUUCCAUAUGUAGGGCAGUAUCUCUAUGACAAUCCUCGGAAUGGGAUCUCAUUUGUGCCCCCGGUGCCACUGGAACACUCGCUGAUACAAGUGGUUGGCAUCACCGAGCUUGGAGCAUAUGUUGAGGCAGCCUCCAACGUUAUCCCAUUUGUAUCCCCUGCGCGUUCUGUCUUCAUCAGGGCACCCUCUGCGCCGCUGUACCUGACGGUGGCCACUCUCAUGGAGAAAAUCGUCGGGCCACAAUCUGUUGGGUAUCUGAGGCUGUCGUCGACAGAUGUAAGGAUGAACCCACUUGUGCGUUUCAACUACUUUUCAAGCCCUAUUGACAUGGAGAGGUGUGUGAACGGGACCCGCAAGAUUGGGGAUGUGCUGAGAACCCGUGCCAUGGCGGACUUCAGGUUUCGUGACUGGUACGGUGUUAGGAAUUUCAGGUUUGUCGGGCCCGCACUGCCCGUUGAUCAGUCUGAUUUCGAGCAGAUGGCGGAUUUCUGUCGACGAACUGUGAGCACCAUAUGGCAUUACCACGGCGGGUGCGUGGUGGGGAAAGUGGUGGAUGCUGACUACCGUGUCUACGGCAUCCGGUCACUGAGGAUCGUUGAUGGCUCAACCUUGACAAUCUCGCCAGGUACCAAUCCACAGGCCACUCUUAUGAUGCUUGGCAGAUAUGUCGGCCUCAAGUUAAUCAAAGAGCGAGAAGUACCAUCUGAGGUGAAGUCUGACUCUGGUGACCUGUAGUGUAACUGACCUGGAAGAAGAGAUACAGCAGCUAGCAGAACGAAACUAUUGGUGGUAUACAAGCAAUGAAGCAACUCAUGUGUCGUUCACUGCAAAAUGGAGAGAUUGGUAGAGGAAUAUGACUGAUGAAGUUGUACUUGGGAUGAUGAUGAUGGUCCAUCUCUCGUUGGAACUGCCAUUAGGGUUUCUUCUUUUCUUGGUAAGAAGCUUGUUUGAUUGAGUUUGACUUCCCAGCAAACUACAUGGCUAGUUGUUUCUGUAUAUGAUGAGUUUGAUUACAGCAACUAUGUUGAACCACAACUUUUUACCACAGU